Chlorella variabilis is the source of this 1433-nucleotide messenger RNA. RefSeq lists its product as hypothetical. Gene Ontology annotation, biological process: tRNA N2-guanine methylation. The transcript has 10 exons. The annotation marks the transcript as partial. Gene Ontology annotation, cellular component: nucleus. Gene Ontology annotation, molecular function: RNA binding. NCBI's taxonomy places the organism in Eukaryota, Viridiplantae, Chlorophyta, Trebouxiophyceae, Chlorellales, Chlorellaceae. The record is from RefSeq and is a predicted model, not a curated record.
AGAGUGCUGGAGGGGCUAGCAGCCUCAGGCCUGCGUGCCAUCAGGUAUGCUGCGGAGCUGGAAGGUGUGCGCGAGGUGGUGGCAAACGACCUGGACCCCUCGGUCGUGGAGAGCAUGAAGCGCAACAUCGAGUUCAACGGCGGCGUGGCGAAGCAGAAAGUGACGCCCAGCGUGGGCGACGCGCGGCUCGCGUGCCUGCAGAACAUGGGGCUGUUUGAUGCUGUAGAUCUGGACCCGUAUGGCAGCCCCUCCAAGCUGCUGGAUUCGGCGGUACAGGCGGUGGCAGAGGGCGGCUUGCUGCUGGUGACGGCCACAGACAUGGCGGUGCUGUGCGGCAACAACGGGGAGGCCUGCUACGCCAAAUACGGAUCCUACCCCCUGCACAAGCCGUACUGCCACGAGAUGGCGCUGCGCAUCCUGCUGGCCAGCCUGGAGCAGCACGCGGCGCGGCACAAGCGCCACAUCCGCCCCGUCCUCUCCCUCUCCAUCGACUUCUACAUCCGCAUCUUUGUGAGGGUCUACACCUCGGCCGCCGAGGUGAAGAACAGUGCCACCCGGCUGGGCUACGUGUGGCAGAGCACCGGCUGCGACUCCUUCUACUGGCAGCGGGUGGGGCGCAAGGCGGUCAAGGGGGGCGGCAACAGCGUCAAGUACAUGCCAGGCGCGGGCCCCGCGGUACCGCAGCAGUGCCCCGAGACGGGCGCCGGCUUCCAGAUGGGCGGCCCCUUCUGGGCUGAGCCCCUGCACGACCCCGAGUGGGUGGCGGGCCUGCUGGACCAAGUGCGGCGGGACAAGGAGAACCUGCCCGCGUUUGACAAGCUGCACAGCCUGCUGACGACCGUGGGCGAGGAGCUGGGCGACCAGCCGCUCUACCUCAACCUGCACGACAUCUGCAAGACGCUGCGCACCUCGCCGCCACGCUCAGAGGCCUUCCGCUCCGCACUGGUCAACGCCGGGUACAGGGUGUCUGGCACGCACGCCAACCCGCUGGGCAUCAAGACGGAUGCGCCCUGGAGCGUGGUGUGGGACAUCAUGCGCUGCUGGGUCGGGGAGCACCCGGUGAAGACGCCGGCGCCUGGCUCCGCAGCCGAAAAGAUCCUGGCCAAGGAGCCCGAGGUGAAGGCAGACUUCUCGCGGGCGCAGCAGGCGGUCAGCAAGGCCAAACAGAAAGGGGUGGCGCGGUUCCUGCCCAACCCAGGUUUGUCACGCGGCGCUUUCUUUGUUGGCUGCGGUGCGCCGCUGCUCACACCCCUCGCCUGCCUGGCGCCGGCUGCAGAGGCCAACUGGGGGCCCAAGCCGCGGCACGGCCGCCCCGCCAAGCAGCAGCGCUACGAGGAUGGGCUCAAGCAGCAGUCGCAGCCACAGCCGCAGCAGGGCGAGCAGCAGCAAGAGCAGGAGGAGCAGGCUGCUGCGCUUCGCACCGAAGCGGCCGC